UUUUCGUAUACUGUCUUCAGGUUCCUGCCAGUGUGGUGUAUUUUGUUUCCUGCACUGAUGCUUUUAUUUCGGUUAGUGAAAAUGUAUCCAGUGAAGUGUAAAAUGUGCUGAUGCACAAGACUUGUGCCUUAAAUGGCUUGUAAUGGAUGCCGUCCCAUCCCGGAAUGACGCUUCAAGUAAUUUGGAGCAGAACAAGCUGUCCCCGGAUGCCUUUAUCGAUGAAUCGUGUAGAAUUUUCGAACAGAAAGCGUCCAUGCCUCCGGUCGAAGGGAGGUUUGUAUCUGACGCGACCGUUUUCGACAAAGAUCGAGGUCCGCGUCCUCCGGUUCCCGGAGAAGAAACGGCGGUAAAAUUUUCCGAUGGGAAGACUGGUGGCAGUUCAUCUCCUCCUCCUCCCCCUCCUCCACCUCUGGAUCCCUGGAAGAAGAAGCAAAUUUUGAAAGGAUGUGAAUCUGUGAAAGCCGCGUCACAAGAUGUGGGUCGACGAGAAGGAGAACGUCCACCUGACUUCGCUCCGGAAGGAAGUGCAGCGGAGUCUACUCUCACCUCGCGCUCGGUCUCGCCGUCAAACCGGAGUGAUACCUCUGCCUCUUCAUCGUCGUCUUCAUCUUCUGUUCAUGGCCGUCCGCCCUGCUUUGCUUGGGCAAACAGUUUGCAAAACUUGCUUGGUGAUUCCGAAGGAGUAGAGCUUUUUCAAACGUAUCUCGAUCAGGAAUUGUGUCCGUCUGAGCCAUUGCAGUUCUGGUUCGCGUGUCGUGGUUUUGGCAUGCAGCAAGAACAAGGUCAAAGUGACGAAGAGGUCGAAAAAUUAUGCCGGGUUAUCUACCGUAAGUUCCUCAGAAAUCAGACAGUUCCGGUUUCUGAAUCAACCAGGCGUGCCAUUGUGGAAAAGCUGGGACUAGAACCAGAGUCCUCGGCGACAAAAGCCGCUUUUCCUACCAGUAGCUGGAGCGCCAUUCUCGAUCGUGCUCAGCAGGAAGUGGAGAAUGAUCUCAGUCGCUCAACUUACGCGAAUUUUUUAGAAUCCGAUCUUUACCUCCAGGCGGUGACAGAUCAGAUCGAACGGAGGCGCUUGAAGAAGAUUCAGCGAGAAGAACGAAAACGGAAUAAACUGCUACGGAAAUCCCAAAAAAAGGAAUUAUGCAGUCCGCAACAGACUGCAUUUUUCGAAGAAAAAGAGCCUCGUGUGAUUCCUCGUGUCCCUUCUGAUCAAAUCAUCAAGCCUGCUCCAAUUCAGACGCUUCCAUUGACUCGAAAGGCAUUAUUGGCGACAGUUUCGGAUCGAAUGGCGUACAGGCAAACCGCGGCUGUCUUGCAUGAAGUUGGUCCCCAUAGUAGCGUUAGUGGCCUCACGUCGGCCGCCACCAGCGUGGUUAGCGGCAGUGGCGGCGGGUCAUUACAUCCAUAUCAUGCUAUGUACAAGUCCUACGUGCCUGUUUCUCGGCAAGACAGUGAGCUGCAGAGUCUCAGCUCUGACGCCCUCACCGACGACACUAUGUCCACGAUCACUGACGAUUGUGCUUCCUCUGUUGAUGGUCGUCCGCCACCGGGUUGCUCGAACACGUGUUGCGUGAAGCCGGGUAUGAUCAGAAGAACCGCCGGGAUGAGUAGCGGUGGAUCGCAUCACCGCCUCCGUCAUGUGGGCAGUGGGUCGCACAUCCACGCCAGCGCCCAACAUAAGAUGCAUCGGCGACUUAAGCAGCAAAUCAGAAUGAACGCGGAGGAGAACAAGGAAAGUGACCGUGUCACGGGCACCUUCUUCAUCCCGAGAACGGCGCGACCCUUGGCCUAUGAUUCGACGCUCGCGGAGAAAAAACCAGCUGAAUUCGCGAAGAGGCUGAUCUCAAAAUUGGAGGCUGUGGUGAAAGAACGGGAGCAAGAAGCGAUCAAGCUUGCAAUGGAGCCAGCGGAAGAUGAUAAGAAGAAGUCGUGUUCGUUAUCUGUUCUCCUCGUCGAGGCCAUGAAAGAAAAGAUCAAAGCGGGCAACGACGACAAUUUUGAUUCGGAUCAGGCCAUUCUAGACAAUCAUGUUGACCGGGUUUGGGCUGAUCACUCGGAGCAGCAGACGCCAAGAACACCCCCGGGAGCUGCGAAACGUGGGGGGAAUUCGAACUUGCCGCCGUUUGCUGGUGGGGUUCGAGCUGCGAGAGGUCUCAUAGGAUCGGGUACAUCCGUGACAACCCCUGGACAACAUUACGUGUACGCCGGGGCUGGAAAACCCGUUGGAUUCCAGGGACUCGGCACGGACCACUUGUCGCAUCACCAUCGUGUACACCAUCACCGCAAACAACGCGAGAAGGAUGCGUCAUCAUCGAUGUCCUCAGAUUCAGGUAACGUUCUGGACUCGAGGAGUUCUCUCGACGGACUCGCUGUGGGUCAUGGGUUCCCCAAGUCAAAGUCAGUGCCUGACUGGCUGGUCGACGCCAAUCAAAAACAGCACCUGAGGUCAGCAGGAGGCUGCACAGACAGUGGACUUAGCGCCAUUUCGGCAGACUCCAAUGCAUCUUACAACCAACCCCUGUCAUCCCGUGAAAGGGUUUUGACGUGGGUCAGCCAGAACCAGAAGUGCGAGCAGCCCGAAAAGAUGGGUGGCGGCAGUGAAAGGGGUUCAUCUUCGUAUCGCCGGAGCCGAGCGUCAACGUCGGCGCUGCAAGACCAGGCGCCGUCGGCGUCCCGUUCAUCUCACCGACGCCACAUGGCGGCCGGAUCGUCGUCCAACUCGGGUCGUUCUGUGUCCAUGGAGCGAAGCGGCGGUCGGCUGUCGUGGAAGCAGCAGUAUCAGCAGGUGCAAGAACAUCAGCCCGGGACGUCGAUUGACGAUUCGGGAGUGCAUUUCAUGCAUCGUGGGCCGCCAGGAUCUGCCAAGUUCUUCAACAAUGGUUCUUCUGGAUCGAGAAGCAGAGGGGUUCGACAAGAAAUGGUGAUUUCCGGUAUAGCGAUGGACGAUGACCCUAACGCCUCAACGAUCGUGAGUCUGUUCUUUUACGGCGACCGGGUGCCGUUUCGAACGAAAAUACCUGGCAACAACGUGACCCUGAAGCAGUUCAAGCAGGUUGUACCUCGGAAAGGGCAUUAUCGGUACUUUUUCAAGAGGGAAGAUCCGGAGUUCGGCUCAAACGCGGUCCAGGAAGAGGUUGGUGAGGAUUCCGCACUUGUGCCCCUUUGGGAGGGGAUGGUGAUUGCCACGUUGAAGCCCGUGUAG
This is a messenger RNA of Notodromas monacha, 3202 nucleotides long. Lineage: Eukaryota; Metazoa; Arthropoda; Ostracoda; Podocopida; Cyprididae. The record is from the annotation of a GenBank genome assembly.